Molecule: messenger RNA, 779 nt
Organism: Trichobilharzia szidati
Lineage: Eukaryota; Metazoa; Platyhelminthes; Trematoda; Strigeidida; Schistosomatidae
Source: the annotation of a GenBank genome assembly
AUGAAGGAAGUAAACAUGGACAAGUUGGCGGGUACUCGUAAAAUCCUUGAGGAUUCAUUGCGCCAAAAGAACUGGUUUACUGAUCUCUUGGAGAAAGUAGAAAAAAAGACUAAUGUUGAUCGCUUGUACAUUGUUCUUGGGGGUGUUUGUGUGAUAUUCCUUUAUCUAAUUUUCGGUUAUGGAACCAGCUUUCUUGCCAAUCUAAUUGGAUUUAUAUAUCCUGCAUAUAGAUCCAUUAAAGCUCUUGAGACAGCUGACAAAGCAGAUGACACCAAGUGGCUGACGUACUGGGUUGUGUUUGCAGCAUUCAGUGUUGUUGAAUCAUUCACUGAUAUAUUCUUUUAUUGGGUGCCGCUGUACUCAUUGCUGAAGUGUACAUUCUUCUUAUUCAUGAUGAUCCCAACCUCACCAAAUGGGUCGAUACUUAUCUAUCAGAAAAUUAUCCGACCCCAUAUUUUGGCACACGAAAAGAAUAUUGACAAGAUUAUCAGCGAGGCUGCUGAUUUAGCUGGUGAUUUUGGAAAUGCUGUGGAGCAAAGGGUUUCAGGCUUAAGCUUUGGAGUUCUAGAAGCAUUUGUGUCUUUUUACGGAGUAGAGUUACUAGUCUCACGCUCAAACUUUCCUAUUUACACGCCUUAUUGCUGGCUGAGCGAGGUUUAGCAGUACGCUGCCUUACGGUUAUUGAUAAUCUUGUUAUAAAUGCAAACAUACAGCACUGUUGGUUUAAGUAAGCAUAUUUAUCAACAAUAUAUAGAUCUGUAGUAUGCAAAUUACUAAGA